Branchiostoma belcheri (Belcher's lancelet) is the source of this 7920-nucleotide messenger RNA. RefSeq lists its product as uncharacterized. The coding region runs from base 100 to 7149 and encodes 2349 amino acids. The record is from RefSeq and is a predicted model, not a curated record. The transcript is spliced from 12 exons. Lineage: Eukaryota; Metazoa; Chordata; Leptocardii; Amphioxiformes; Branchiostomatidae.
GGUUCUGUCUCCGCUUUCGCCACGACGUUUUAAGAUAACGGCCUGAAGAAAAGCGUCUUCAACAGACUUGCAGUAGAGUCGUGAAGUCCAACAAGAGCCAUGGCCAGGUGGCUUCUGGUCGCGCUGAUGGCGGGCAUGGUUGUGAGUAACAGCCUUGCCGCUCCUCCGGACACCGACACCCCCACACCACCAUCCGAUCCCGCUGCUGCAACGUAUGACGUUCGCCCAGCGCCGGAUGGCGGCAAAGACGCGAAGGACAUUCCCGCAGUACCACCACCCAAGGGCCCUCUACUUCUCGACGACUUUGAUGACGACGUAGACCCAGUUCCGGAUGACAGGAAAGACACCAAAAAGGGCAUCUUUGCUGCAGCGGCCAAAGCCAGAGGUCCCUAUCCAGGCUACUCUGAUGACAAAGUGGACCCACGCACAGGGAACCCAUUUAGCAAAAUGCCGGCACCCAUGAGCGCCCCGCCGGGCAGGCCCGUGUUUGAGCCGGGAGACAGACGGAGGCUGGCAGCAAGGUUGGGCGGCAAGGCGAGCAAACUGAUCUCCACCAAGACGGGCGAUCAACCACGUUACGGCAAGACAGACGCGAGGCCGGGGUUCAAGGAUCUGAAUAAGAUGAAGCAAAGAGAGGAUUAUCCGGUUUCUUUAGAAUCAAAGCGCUACCCAGCUUCCUACUUGGAAAAGCUGAAGAAGCGACCCGCACUGCCGAACGCAAAGAUGAUGAACGGAAAACGCCCCUUUCCGUACAUGUAUCAACACAAGCCUGACUUACCUGCUGGCCCAGAGAUCAGGAGGAAGGGAGACGAGCUGCCGCCAAACAAACCACCCCUGCCCGGACAAGCGCCUUCCUCUCCGCAGCCCCACAGCCGUCGCCUGAGAAAUCAUCGGAUUGACUCGGCGAGAGGGGGUCAGAGAGCUAAGGCAGCUCGCAAAGAGAACUAUCGGAAUCGAAGUGGAAUGCACCCUGAUAUAAUGCCACCCCAGAAAGGACCAAGAACAAAAGAUCAAGGCAAAAUGCGUGGAACUGGACAAGAGCGUGCAACUGGUCAACAUAGCGGUAUUCCAGCGAGCUGGCGGAAACGUGGAAUGCAACGUGAAAUAAUGCCAACCCAGGCUGUACCAGGAAGAAAAGACCAAGGCAACAUGCGUGUAACUGGUAAAGAGCGUGUAACUGGUAAGGAGCGUAUAACUGGCAAACAUCGUGUAACUGACAAACAUCGUGGAGCUGGCCAGGAGAACUCUCGGAAACGAAGUGGAUUGCAACGCGAUAAAAGGCCAACCAAGACUGCACCGCGACCAAUGACAUCGAGGAAAUACCGAGGCAACUGGCGUGAUCACACCGAUGCCAGGGUAAAGCAACGAUAUACGGAAAGGUUGAGGAACAGAAAGAUGAAGAACUCCAGGAACACCAGGAACUCGACUGCUGCCGCUAGAUCUAGACCCAAGUACAGUCGCAAAACCACCCCUUGGCAAAGGCAAGUACGGACGCGUAAACCUGCAACAAAACAUACACGGCAACAGCAGCUGGAAGAACAACGGCAACGACAAGCUCAGAAAAAGCUCGACUUAAUCAGAGCAAAGAUGGACAAAAUCUUAAAGCCAGAGCUCUUCGACAAGCCGUCAUACACUCGUAUACAGACAAGGCUCCAGUCCAUCUACGCAAUGCUGAAGAAAGACAUUUUACGCGCUGAAAAUCCGACCAACCGCCCUGUGAAAAAAGCAACGCGAAGAACAACCAGUGGACAGGCAAUGUCAAGAACAAACGUGCAUCUUUCCAGGAACAGACGAUCAUCUAACAUGACGAGGCCGGCACCGCAACGAUGGCAACGGGAACGACAAGCAAACAGGAUACUCAACACACUUAAAGAGAAGAUAGAAAAACUUCUAAAGACCUACUCGAACGACACAUCGCCCCAGUCCAGGCGUCUCCAGGAAAUGCUCCAGCGCCACUACGCACUUGUGAAGAAACGGCUUCUGUACAACAGACGGUUGUCCAGGAGUAGGGAUGUGACGCGUGCCGGGCAGGAAACGUCGACAAAUGGCACAUCUGGUGCGUCAAACGACACUGCACGGCCGCUACACGCCAGGACCAAGCGAUCGUCUGACGUCCGUCCCUUUCAGAGGAACGAGGAGACCAUGUCUAGCCCAAGGAAGAAGCCGUCCAAACCACAACGUCCACGCGACUGGAAACGACAAGUAUACUCAAGGCUUAACAUGUACAAAGCGAAGAUAGAGAAAUCGUUAAAGAUGAACAAUGAAACCGACUCGUCACCCGAAACUAAACGUCUUCAGAAAAGGCUCGAGCACAUCAUCGCAUUUCUAAAAAGAUUCUCGUUACCGGAGAAAAUUCGAGAACAAACAGCAACAAGAGCGACUGGUCCUCAAAAUGACGAUGUAUCGGCCAGGAUGAAGCGAUCUCUUUUCGUCAAUCCCAUGGACACAAAGUACAACCUCUUUCAGGGAAACGAACUCUUUCCGUCUACCAUGCGUGAUUUUGUCAACAGGGCAAUGGUGGCAGCAAGGAAGGCAAUAAACACGCUGCCUCCGAGCUAUAAUCAACAUUAUUCCCAGUAUAGCCGUCCUGUUCCGUAUGGGAAGAAUGUGCCAGAAACACGGGCAAAUGUCUUCAGUGGUUUGACGGGGGCACAGCAGAAACCACGGUGGGUAAAGUUUCCGCAGCCGCCAGUUUCUAUGAUAGACACCAAGGGCGGUAACGAAAGCCCCAAGCUGAAUCAGCUGGCGACAAUUGAGAUGUUGGUAAAGCAAACGGAGGGCGACCUAGAAAAGUUGGAGAAAAGUAUCGACAAGUCUGAGAGACUCGGCACUCGUGUCUACGGCAAUGGCCUUAAGGCAUCUAUGGAUGCUGCUCGCGACGCCAUGCACAAUCAUUUCGCUUCUAUCCACCAAACUAUCAUGACCGUUAUCGAUCCCACCGAUGAUGCGAACGAGAACGAGAUGGAGGAGGAUGACGUCGAUGAGUACAACGAUAGCGAAGAGGACGAUGACGGCGAAGAUGAGGACUACGACCCCAAUAAUGAUGAUGAUGAUGGCGACGAAGACGGUGAUGUUGAUGACGUUGAAGACGACACUUAUGACAUUGACGAAGACGACAGUGACGAGGAUGUCAGUUCUGAUUAUGAUUACGAUAACGAUUAUGAUGAUGAAAAUGAUGAAGACGACCGUGAUGACGACGAAGAGGAAAGCGAUGACUACGACGAGAAAGGCGAAGAUGAUGGCAGCGAUGAAGAAGAGUACGAUGAAGAUGAGGAUGAAAACGACUAUGAUGAUGAGGAUGAAGAAGGAAGUGACGAGGAUGACGACAACGAAGACGUCGGCGACGACGCUGACGAUGAUGACGCGCUGGUGCAGGAGCUAAUUUUCAAAUUCAGAUCUGGCCUGCAAGGUCUUACUACCAUCGUGGAUGAUCUUGAAAACCAGGUCAAUUCACCGCAAAACGCCACAUCACCGGAAAAUGUCACUGCUGUGAAAGAGGUUCCUCCCCCUCCAUAUGAGCGGGAUGCCGGUGAGAGAAGGUACCAGCUACGAGGACAAGAGGCCUGGGAAAGGGGUCGCAGAGUCUUGGAUGCUGUUAAGUCGCACAUCUGUGGUACGAUUGACACUGGUCACCCCAUUAUCAGUAGGUUCUGUGACAAAGAUAUACCGUCCAUGGCCGCAUUCAAAGUGCUCCGCAGUCGGAGUGACUGGAGAAAGUGGAUUGGAGUGUUUUACCAAUUCAUGAAAAUGUCAAAAGAGGCGGCAAUCGCAGAGGUGCAACACCUGCAGGAAGCUCGGUUACUAGAAACACAGCGCAUGCUCGACAUGUUCCUCAGCGCACCUAUCACGGUUCGGGCUGUAGAACAGGUCUCGCGCAGCCGCGGCGUCCCACAGAAGCAACUCCGGGAACAGCUGCAAAGUGGUCAAGUCGACACCAAGACCGUCAAUGAUAUCCUGCUUCGUAUAAAGAACGAAAAACACAGGCCGUACACCAUAGUCACCCAUAACAACAAGGUGACAUUAGAAGAAGGCAACGAAGACCCGAAGAACAGCACAGAUGACGAGCUCCCAGACAACACUAUCGACGAACAAGAAGUUGACGAAGAUCCAGAACCUGAACCAGACAGCUCUGGAGAAUUAGUAGAUGAGUUUGAACCAAACGAAGACAUCGACCCAGAACUUCAGCUGGACAAUGGGCUUGACGACGAAGUAUCGCUGGAAAUUCCCGGUCCGGCAGUUGGUUUGGAAGAAGAGCUGGAAGAUCAGGAGAUGAGUGAUGAGAGCGAACAGCCGGAGUUUCAACCUGAUCCAGAAGACGAGUUUGACGAUCCUGCCUUCAUGUUACAAUCAAUGGAGGAUGCUGAACCGAUGCUUGAACUGGGGGAGGCGCUGGAGGAACUGGAAGUCGGUGACGAACUGGAGCCGAACUUUGACGCAGAUGAGAAGGAAGAGCCGCAGCUUGAAAAUGUCGAGUUGGAAACCAGCUUCGGAAGUGACCUAGCCCAACCGGGAACAGCUGACAAACUAGAGGACUUUGCAUCGCUAUUGAAAAAACGCCAGGCCGUCAGUUCCCGCGACUUUGCGAUGCCCAUGCAAGAGCCUGAAUAUCGCUUCAACACAAAGGACGUCUCGGAUACAUUGCUGGACGUCUCGGCGGCGCGGCGCGUGGCCCAGCACAGCGAUGCCGAAGAGGGAAAUCCCAACGCUGCCGUCCAGGGACCGAACAUGUUCGCUGUGGUCGCCGCUGUGACUGGAGCAGCCCUGUUUGCAGUCGUCAUCGGGGUGAUGCUGGCAGUCAGAGUGUUCGGCCACUACAACAAUGCACCGGCAUCGCUGAACGUGAUAGAACACAUUCUACACGUGCCUUGCAGCAGCAUCGGGUCUUUGCAGAAUUUGCAGAGUUUAAACGGGGCUGCACCGAUGGCGUCUCGGGCACAGUUGUGUCUCGUCCUGCUGCUGCUGGUCGGGACGAUGACCUACAGUGAAGCAAAGCAGUCACGGACAUCCGGCAAGAAAAGUACCAGCGAAGACAUUGAGGCCACUUCUGGGCUCGUGCAGGAACAGACCUCUGUGACGGACAAUGAAGACGCAGCAGAAGCUCGAACUGGAAGAAGGAAGUCAGGAGGGAGUCGGUUUGAGAACGUUGGCGACAAAGCUGCUGCGAAAAUACAAGAACUCAGCCCGGGUUCGCAGUCCGGGGCGGAUGGCGCAGCCGGGGAAGAAACCUUCCUGACGUCUAUCCGCGAACAGUAUCAACAGGCAGGGAGGGACCGGUCUCAGCAGGAGGAGCGGAUGCCAGAAGGCAAGGGAAGGGCAUCAUCGGAGGAACAGCAGGACCGGAGGCCAGAAGGCAAGGGGAGGGCAUCAUCGGAGGAACAGCAGGACCGGAGGCCAGAAGGCAAGGGGAGGGCAUCAUCGGAGGAACAGCAGGACCGGAGGCCAGAAGGCAAGGGGAAGCCAUCAUCGGAGGAACAGCAGGACCGGAGGCCAGAAGGCAAGGGGAGGGCAUCAUCGGAGGAACAGCAGGGGCGGAGGCCAGACGGAAAAGGGAAGUCGGGAGAGGAAGGGAGAGGCUCCGCUGCAGAGAGGCGGCCGUCGGGAGGGAAACCGUCGGUAGAGGGAUCAGGGGAAGAGGAAACUGAAGGCUCCGGUGAAGAGAGGGAGAGGGGGCCGCCGCGAGAGGAAAAGGGGCGCUCCGGUGCACGGGGGAAACCUUCGGAAGAGGGAUCAGAAGAUCAGGAAAGAGGUGGUUCCGCUGCACAGCAAGGCCGAAGGCCAGAAGGAAAGGGAGGAUCGGCGAACCAGGAAAGGGGAGGUUCAGAGGAUCAGGAAAGAGGUGGUUCCGCUGCACAGCAAGGCCGAAGGCCAGAAGGAAAGGGAGGAUCGGCGAACCAGGAAAGGGGAGGUUCACGACCGGAGACAGGACAGACACGGGGGAGACCGUCAGGAGAGGAAAGAAGGGGCAACGCAGAACGGCAGAACCAUGGAAAACAACGGGAAGAGGAAAUACAGGAAGAACACGUAGUGGAAGAGGAGCAGGAGGCGGUAGAAGUGGAAAUACUGGAAGAACCAGAGGAAGUUGAGGAACCAGCCCAGGAAACUGCAGAAACCUCAGCCGCCGAAAAGGAAAUGGAACAAACGGAAAUGAUUGAAGCCGUCAAACAAGAGAUCAAUUACGAUUUAGAGGAAAUGAUGUUGCAAACUCUGACUGAAGUAUUGACGGAAAAAGAGCAGACCAAUGACGAAGUCGCAGAGGAGGAAGUACUGAGCCGAAGCGCCAGAGCAGCACCCAAUAAGAAGGGCCGCGGGGAAACCGGUGACGAAGAAGAGACUGGGGCCAAGAAGGGCCGCGGGCGUAGUGAUUUCAGCUCGGAUCACCCCAGAAACAAGAAUCAAAACAAGAGCAACGACGAGGACGACGUUUCAGGAGAUGGAUCAGGUGAAGGCAGUGGUGAUCGCCCUGACCAUGCUGGUAGGCCCGAAGGCGUAGGGAGGGCUGGAGAGAAAGGACAGGCUGGAGGCCAAGGGCGGGCUGGAGAGAAAGCACAGGCUGGACAAAAUGGGAAGGCUGGACAAAAAGGGAAGGCUGGACAAAAAGGGAAGGCUGGACAAAACGGGAAGGCUGGACAAAACGGGAAGGCUCAAGGUAAGAAAUGGUGGGAAAAAACUGAGGCGGAGGUAGAACAAGACGUCCAAGAGGAGAAACAGAUGAAGAAAGCAGUUGCGGGGAAGAUGAAUGAAUAUGUGAGGAAAAUAGUUGCCGACUACAUCGGUGGCAUGGUGGAGGAGGACCAAGAUGAAGAGGAACAAGAAGAAGAAGGGGCGACAACGCCUAAACCAAAAGGCAAGGGCGCUAAGACCAAGAUGAGUCGCGAGGAAAAACAGCAACGACUGAAAGACUUACAACAGAAGCUUUUGAAGCGAACGGGCAGGGAGGCGACCCUGGGAGAGUCUUCUUCGGAGGCCAGGAAGAUCAGCAGCGUGCAGGGCUCCAGCAUCGCCGUCCUUGUGGCGGGAACCGCCAUGCUGCUGCUCGCUGUCGGACUGAUGGUGCAGACCAGGAGGAUGAUCAGCAGAGCCAACAGCAUCCCCGGGCGCGCGGAUUUGGAGACAGGCACCGUACCCGGCAAGGCCAUCCACGUCCAGUAAGCUACGGACCCGAUCGACCAGCCACCAAACACAUCUGUUUGUGGGAAUAGUACAAUUCCAGCUCUGAUAGUAAGAACGAGAAUCUCAGUACGCUCUAAUCUGUCUUUGUUGUAUUUGUCAACGUAUUAAGUUUACAUAGCACGUACAUUUACGUCCUGUUUCAACAUACCCAAGCCCAAAUAUAUUUUAUUCCGCUGUCACCAAAGAUUGCUAAAAAUUAAACAUCCUCGAAUGUCCAUCUUUUCAUUGACUUUAUUGAUAUGUAACACCUGAAAGAACUUAGAACUCAUGACAAUGAUCUGAUGUGUUUGAAAAGCGCGGAUUACGGACAACGAAUCGGAAUUAUUGUGUGGUGUGCCCUGAUCUUAGUCAAAUGCACUAGUCACUUAUAAAAUGUUUCCUGUAUUUGGAAGGGUUUCCAAAUUGCUAUAUUAUCCAUUCUACUAUGGCAACUUGCAUUCCUUCAUUGUAAGUGCACCAAAUGUAACAACCGCAGUAGUAUGAAGUAGUGUCCUGCCCAGACGAUGUUUCCUGUGCUUCGUCUUGAGACACUGGAAUGUUUGUCGGGAUGUGUUGUACGUGUAGAACGAAAUACUUGUGAGUGACGUUCUGAUGCUUUCGCUUCCUGUAACCCUGUAAUACGUUUUGUACUUUGCGUUCCUUGUACCUGCGACACACGUGUGUAAUAAACGUAUAUAACCACAUAAGCUCUGUCUGUGUAAGUCUGUUUGAUUCCGAGAGAACCAAAUUUAUCUAGAGGGAAAACAGAGA